Messenger RNA from Triticum dicoccoides, 1488 nucleotides. Its product is annotated as protein unc-45 homolog A-like. Gene Ontology annotation, molecular function: protein binding. Lineage: Eukaryota; Viridiplantae; Streptophyta; Magnoliopsida; Poales; Poaceae. The transcript is spliced from 4 exons. The coding region runs from base 172 to 1014 and encodes 280 amino acids. The record is from RefSeq and is a predicted model, not a curated record.
ACAACCCGCUAUCAUCCGUGCACAUUCAAACGCCUUCAAAUCUCCCCAGCGCCCGACAACAGGUCAUUCUCGAUUCCCCUCGUUAGUAUCCCCCCAAAUUCCACGACCUCCCCUCCCCUCCCCCAAAUCAAUCAAGCUCCGGCUCGCUCGGCCCCAGAUCGUACCGUGAGGAUGGCGGGGGCGGAGGCGGUGGAGAGGGCGCACGAGCUCUACCGGGGCGGCCGCCACCGGGAGGCGCUCGAGCUCUACUCGGCGGCGCUGGCGGCGGCGCGGGGCCCCGCGCAGCGCAUCGCCCUGCACAGCAACCGCGCCGCCUGCUACCUCAAGCUCCACGACUUCCACAAGGCUGCAGAAGAGUGCACAUCUGUCCUCGAGUUGGAUACCGAGCAUGCUGGAGCUCUGAUGCUACGUGCCCAGACUCUUGUCACUCUAAAAGAUUACCAGUCGGCUCUAUUUGAUGUAAACCGGCUAAUUGAGAUAAAUCCAUCCUCUGAAGUAUAUAGGAAUCUUCAUGCUCGACUGAAGACACAGCUGUCGCUAGCCCCCAUUCCAGAGUCUGAAGAGGAGUCCCUGUAUACUGAAGAAGACAAAGAAGAUCUGCCACCAAAAGACAAUACAAAGAAUGAGACUGUCGUUGUUAAGUCUGAUCAACCUUCUGCAAAAGUGAUUCUUGAGAAUAAACCUGUAACAAAAGCUCUGAAGGUUGAAGUGCCUCCCAAUCUGCCUUCAAAACCCGAGGGUGGGGGGACCAUACAAAAACCAAAGGGCCAUUCAGAGCUUGAUCACAAGGAACCUUUAACGGAAGCUCCAAAGGUUCAAGUGUCUCCCAGUCUGCCUUCAAAACCCGAGUGUCGGGGGACCAUCCAAAAACCGAAGGGCCAUUCAGGGCUUGAUUACUCGAAAUGGGACAAAGUUGAGGAUGAUUCGAGUGAAGAUGACGAGGAUGAUGAGGAAGAUGACUUGCCUCGGUAUAAAUUCAAAGUCAGAACCAUCGGUGUGCGUACCGUGAAGUGAAUGGGAUCAUCAAUAAAUAAGUUUAGUCCAUGGUCUGUGGAUAGCCGUUUGACAGCAUUCCUACUAACUUUGGUCCCAUCUGUUCGGUUACAUCUUGACAUACUUGGAUGAAGUGUUGCCGAUUGGUGUUUGUUUAACUCAAGCUCACCGGCGGGUGAAGACAUAAGUACCCGCUGCUCUCAUGCUCAGGUUUCUGGAUCUGGAAACUUAGCCGAGGAAACAAGUCUGGAGUAAAAUCAUGUUUUCAGCGCAGCCGUGGGAUGGAGCACAGCAUGCAAAUCCUGUAGGGAACCCCUUUAGAUUCAAGCUAACAAUCUUAGAUUCUUAGCCCAUUGUUCAUCUUCGUAGAUUUUAUAGCCUAGCAGUCUCUGUACAUAGAUUUUGUGCAUUCAUCAUGUAUAAAAAGCUUAUUUGUGUCUGCCCCAAGACAUCUUUCUCACAAUUUCAGCCUGCAAAUUUGAUGCUAAAAUUUCA